Molecule: messenger RNA, 2314 nt
Organism: Mercenaria mercenaria
Lineage: Eukaryota; Metazoa; Mollusca; Bivalvia; Venerida; Veneridae
Exons: 2
Coding region: 69-2099 (676 amino acids)
Biological process (GO): regulation of transcription by RNA polymerase II
Cellular component (GO): nucleus
Molecular function (GO): sequence-specific DNA binding; DNA-binding transcription factor activity, RNA polymerase II-specific
Source: RefSeq, a predicted model, not a curated record
GAACGUACCAAAAUUUUAGGAUGGAACUCCCUAUCUGUACAGGACUUUCCCGAUUAUUUUAGUGCAAGAUGGUACAGAGGUAUUUAUGUAGGUCACCAGCCUCACGUAGUGUAGACCCGUUCAUACAGUACUUGACAAACGGAAGCAACGAGUUUAUUGUCAAUGGUGAAUCACAUUCAGCAAGCCGAAACGAGAAGUCUAGGAGAAGCACCAGUAAAACAAGUCCCAAAAAUGCCGAAAGAAAAAGUACCUCAAAAUCUGCUCAUUGGAGAAAACGUAAUGAGCAGAACAGAUUCCAGUGUGAUAAAUGUCCGUAUUCAACACUGCAUAGGGAUCUUGGUCGACACAUGAAAAGACACGAAGAUGUCCGAUUCCCAUGUGAUAUUUGUAACAUGCCAUUUAUGUUACGCGCUUAUCUCAACAGUCAUAAAGAGGCGGUCCAUGGAAUCCAACGGAAAAAUGCCCGGAAGAUACACAAGUGUCCGGAGUGUGAUUACACGACCAGACACGAUUCGGAUAUAUCUCGGCAUAGGAGGAGACAUAGGAAUGCUGUUGAUAGCUGUAUUUACUGCUUCCGGCCAUUUUAUAACGUUGGAAAUUUAGUGACACACAUGAAACGUGAGCACAGGCAUGCCGAACGGAAAGGAAAAGUGGAGGAUUCUAAAUUCAGAAAUCAAAAAUUGUCCGGAUGUUGUAAAGAAAACAGAGAACGGUACAUGACCGAUAUUAAACAACAAGAUGAAGAUAAACAUAUUACUCUCAAUGACAAAGAAUCGAUCACCGAUAUUAGUUACCAAAGAGCUAAAAGGAGAAAAACAAACAAUAAAUGUUUAGUAAUGGAUGUAGAUGACACAUAUAGCAAAUCAGAUUAUAAAGAUGAUAUGAAUGAAGAUGAGCUCUAUGAAGAUAAACUUCAAGAUGAGUUUGAAAACACUGAAGAUGAGCUCAGUAAUGAUACAGUAGAAAAUGAGGUUGAAAACAAAGACAUUUACUGUGCUCUUGAGCAAGAAGUAUACACUUAUUGUAACAGUGAUAAUAACGAGUCUGACAAUUAUAUAGACAACACAACGAGCGAAAACAGAAGUAAAGAACAGAGAGAAGAAAUAGAUGAAGAAGGGAUAAUGAAAAACAUGCACACCGAGAACAACGCUGAUGGAUAUAAUGAAACGGCAACAUCAACUGAGAAAGAUUCCAAAGACUCCGACAGAUAUUUAAGAAACCUAAUGAACUGUGCUUUCUGUGAAUUCAGUGCUAGAAAUUUAAAAGAAUUACAAAAACACUUAGAUGAUCAUGACAAUGAUAUAAAUAUCCCAGAAUGUACUGAUGACGACAAUUUACCUGAGCAUUCUUAUACCAGCCUUAUAGACAGCACAUCUCUGUCCGAAACAAGUAUAAUUAUGGACAAUGAGAAUAACAUGUUUUUAUGCAUGCAAAGUAUUGGAACCGGAAGCAACAACACAGAUGAAGAAACCAGUCUUCUGAAAACAACAGACUCGGGCGACAAAGUGUUAAGAAUUGUAGAUGACGCUGAAAGUAUAUGCGGAAGCAAAAGGUCGACAGACUCACAUUCUGUCCAAUACCCUGAAGAAUCAAGUGGUGCUUUAAAUAUAUUCAGUGUAUGUGCGUCCAAGAUUGAAAAUGAUGAUGAAUUCAAAAAGAGGCCAUUUGCCUGCUCCAAGUGCUUUUUUAAAACAGGUAACCUGGAACACUUAAAAAUCCACGUAGAAGCCCAUUUGUAUGACACUAUAAGAACAGCACAUAAAGUUAAACGAAGAAAUUUGUCUCACGGGACAGUAGCGCAGCAUCCAGGAAAUAACAAAUUAAACGAUGCAACGAUUCAACAGAAGGAUUUACGGUAUUCAGAAAGUGAUGAAAACUGUCUUAUUGGAAGGCUCAGUAAGAAAGAUUUUAAGAAACAUAGAAAGUGUUACACAGAGCAUCAAACUGGUGAAGAGGCAACCUUUGAAUGUUUGGUUUGUGUGAUAGGUACUCAUUUUGAAACCAGGGAAGAAAUACAGGAACAUUUUUCAAAGAAACAUAAAAAACUUAGAGAAAAAAUUUGUGAAACAUGUUCACAUUGUUCAAAACCGUUUCCGUAAUAACUAAAAAUCGUAUUUCAGUUGCUGUGUUACAGCCUUUUACAUUUACAUUUACGUGAAAUGAAAUGUUGAUGAAAUAUCCUCCUUGUAAACGUGUGUAGAACUUUUUCUUAUGACUUAAUUGUUACUGCAGUGUUGCACGAAAAUACAUUUGUCGUACUCUAUUACGUCAGUAUAUAUGAAAUACAUUGACCUACGUUUUAGUUUUACAUAUC